UUGCUGAUGUGUUAUUUAAUUUUCUUUCAGUGAACAUAGCAGAAGAAAAUGAAUCAACGGACAUGGGAGUGAUUGUUGGAGCAGCAGCCGGAGUUGUUAUAAUAUUGCUCAUAAUUCUGGGUCUAAUCUACCUCCGGUUACGUAAGGCAACUCCAGUGAAAGAUACUGAAAACAUUGAAGGUGCUCUUCGUAAAGAAAAUCAGAAUGCUGCAGUCAUGUCUUAUGCAACUUUAAACGGAGGCAGCAGUUACGGCAUGCCACCCCACAAUGGUGUUUAUGAAAACAUGCACGAGCAUGAAAACUUGUACGAUGCUCCCUAUGAAGUUACUGGACGUCGCAGUCAUUACGAAUCUACUCCUAUUGGAAGAGACAGGACAAGUCCAGUGGUCACAAUCAAUGGUGUGGCAGUACGCUGAUGAAGAAAUGGAAACUAAUGCAGUGCACAACCUGUGGCCUGUUCUUGUAUUUAUAAAUUACAAAUGUAUCUGCAUAAAAUGUAAAUUUUGAGCAGAGAAUUUGUGGCAUAUUUCAUGUGACUGUAUCAAAUGCAUGAUACAAGUGCUUCACUCCUCCAAAGAUACCAAUAUGCCUACAUACAUUCAAUCAGUGACCAUGUAUGACACUCCAAGACUGUGUUAUGAGUGCCGAUGUGUGUAUGUGCAUCUGUGUGCUUGUCUGUUUGUUUGUUGUAUAUUUGUGCAUUGUCUGUAAAUAAAAUUAUUUUGUAGAAAUAUUUUGUAUAGAAGUGGCUGUGUGAGAAUAAAAUAUAUUUGUUAUAUUUUACAGUA
Molecule: messenger RNA, 788 nt
Organism: Schistocerca americana (American grasshopper)
Lineage: Eukaryota; Metazoa; Arthropoda; Insecta; Orthoptera; Acrididae
Exons: 2
Coding region: 63-416 (117 amino acids)
Source: RefSeq, a predicted model, not a curated record